AUGCCUAUACCGCCUAACUCGACAGUCUUGGAGACUGAAACAGAAUGUCGCAGUAUUACAGAUAGCGUCGGGUCGCAUUCCGAUUUAUCUAUUACAACAGUACACACCAGCGGCACAAUGACGAAAAGCCAGAUGGAUGUUGUUUGUGUUAUAGAUGUUUGUCAAACAGAAAACAUAUUACAAAGAAAGAAAGCUCUCGAAGAAAUAAAGCAGGCUUGUUUUCAAAUUGGAGCUAAUUUAAGUCAUGUUCAGUUUGAAAAGUUGGAUUUCGGAGAAUCGAACGUUGUUAGCAGUUUCUACAAUGCAGAUGUUGUAAUAAUCGAUCUGUCCUUUCCGGUACAACAUGGUACACUAUUCUAUCAUCUUGGCGUUAGAGAGAGUUUUAAUAUGAAACAAAACAUAUUAAUAUACAACGACGUAGACUCAGAAACCACCUUAAAAUUAAAGUUAUCGUGCGGUAGUUAUUCCUUCAUAUCGUACAAUCUCUCGGAGAGUUCGUGCCUUACAACCUGUCCCAGCGGCAGAUCAGAUGAGCCCAUCGAUUUCCUCCAUCAGAGAUUAAAAAGAUACCUGCAAGAUGUCGAAGUACAAACAAAGGCUCACAUGAGGGAGAAAUUCCUCAGCGACCUGAAGAAACUCAAAGAACAGAAGACCGGCGAGGAGUUGAACAAAGCUCUCUUGUUGAUGCGCAAACGUCUCGACGAUCCCAACGUCCUUUCGGGCGAAGUGAUCCUCGACAUGCUGUUCUGCUUUCGGGACAUCCAAGAAUACGAUGCCAUGAUACAUCUCGUCGAAGAUCUGAAGAAGGUGCCUACGGCUCGAAAGUACCUGAACUCCUACAUCAUGUUCCUCUACGCUUUCGCUUUGAACAGAAGAAAGAAAGACGGCGAUAGAAAGAAUGCUUUGGCUGUCUGCGAAGAUUCCUUGAAGCAUAAAGAAAAUCACUUUCCCGAUAUGCUAUGUUUGUGCGGUCGAAUAUACAAAGACAUGUUCACGGAAUCCGAUCAUAAGGAUACGAAGAGUUUAGACGCCGCGAUUUAUUGGUAUAGAAAAGGAUUCGAAGUACAACCCAACGAAUAUGCCGGUAUAAAUUUGGCAACGCUGUUGGUGAUCAAAGGGGCGGAACUGGGCAAAUCCGAUGAACUGCAACACAUAGGAAUGGUAUUGAACAAUUUGAUAGGCAAGAAAGGUAGCUUGGCGUCGCUGAAGGACUAUUGGGACGUGGCCACUUUCUUCGAAAUAUCCGUACUGUUUCAACACUACAGCAACGCCACCCAAGCGGCGUCUUGCAUGUUCAAACUCAAGCCGCCCAAUUGGUAUUUAACUUCGACCAUCGGCAACAUUCAAUUAAUCGAUAAAUUUCGAAAGAAGAGCGACGAAGCGGUCACCCCGGACGAGCAAAUCUUCCAUUUCUGGAUGGAAUUUUUCCUGGAGGCCAUCAAAGAGAACUACGAAGAGGCCUUCAGGUUUCCGGCGUUGAUCUUGGAGCAGAGCAGAGACUGGAUGCCGAGCUACGUUUGUAUCAACUUGGACGCGGAUCCGCAGACUCUGCAGGUCAGCAAUUUGUGCGACAAAAGCUUGAGGGGCGAGUGCAAGCAAAUCCACGAUUGGGAAUUCACGGCCAAUCAGAUCAGAAGCGUCAGUUUCUACAAGCGAGACGAACGCGGUUUGUUUUUGUAUGUCCAUCAUAAUUCGGAUGAUUUUCAAAUAUUUUUCCCUUCGGAGAAUUGUCGGGAAUGUUUCUAUAAGUUAAUACUGGAAUUGACCAAUCACCAAGAAGGUUUCGUAGAUUCGGAGCCUCCGAGAGACAUAAAAUACGAAUACGAGCGCGAUGAAAACGGCAAGAAAGUUCUCUUAGGAAAGGGGACGUACGGUGUAGUUUAUGCAGCUCGAAACCUAGAAACACAAGUUCGCAUAGCUGUUAAAGAAGUACCUGAAAAAAAUAUAGGAGCCGUGCAGCCGUUGCACGAAGAAAUCCGCCUUCAUUCGCAAUUGAGACAUAGAAAUAUCGUCAUGUACUUGGGCUCGUUGUCGGAGGAUGGUUAUUUCAAGAUAUUUAUGGAACAAGUACCUGGAGGUUCGCUCAGUGCCUUAUUACGUUCGAUAUGGAAGCCGCUUAAGUUCAAUGAACACACGAUGGCCUUUUACACGAAGCAGAUAUUAGAAGGGUUGAAGUAUUUGCACGAUCAGAGAAUUGUGCAUAGAGAUAUCAAAGGUGACAACGUUUUGGUUAAUACUUACAGUGGUUGUGUUAAAAUCUCGGAUUUCGGUACAUCGAAGAGAUUGGCCGGUCUCUGUCCUAGUACCGAAACUUUCGCCGGUACUCUUCAAUACAUGGCUCCGGAAGUAAUCGACAAAGGCCAGAGAGGUUACGGUGCUCCCGCUGAUAUUUGGUCGCUGGGUUGUACGAUGGUGGAAAUGGCCACCGGGAAGCCGCCUUUCAUAGAAUUGGGCUCGCCUCAAGCGGCGAUUUUCAAAGUGGGCUACUACAAAGCCCAUCCGGAGGUGCCGGAGGAGCUUUCGGACCGGGCCAAGGCGUUCAUUAAGAGGUGUUUCGAGCCCGAUCCGGAAUUACGGGCGACGGCCGCUCAGUUACUCGAAGAUCCUUUCUUAGGAUCCGAAAGGCGGCAGAAAAACGUUCGUUUGAAUACCGAAUUUAACAGGAGCGUGUCGGUGCCUGCUGAGAAAAUGGCAAAUAGACAUCCUGGUCAUAAUAGCGCUCCAAAUCAAACUCCGACUAGCCCGGAUGCAGAUUUCCGUUCUCAUCAGAGUCGGGCCUCUUUACUGCCACCGAUUCAAAUGCCCACCGCUCUUACUUUCAACAGUCUAGCCUCCACGCCAUCGUUGGAUUGCGAAACCGACAGCCCCCAUUCGGAACGCCGCAACUCCUCGGGCACUCUGCUAUCUCCCGAAGUGGAAACCGGCACCGAGACCGACGGCUUCUACCUGCUCAAGAAGGACUCUCAACGAAGAACCACCCUCGCAAAGGUACUUGCCAAUGACGGUAUGAAGAUAUGCGAAGUAUGGAUGCAGAAAGUCCGCGACAAAUACUUAGGGGAGACGGUACUAACGGAGAAACACCUUCUGAAAUUGAUGGACGGUUUGAAGGCUUACCUCACCGAGCAAUCGAUGACCGUCGUGGAGAGUACCGUGAGGCAAUUGAAGGAGGAAUUGAACUUCGAUUCGGCCGCCAUCAAUCAACUGCAAUUCGCCGUUUACCUAUUCCAGGAAUCGGUUAAUGACGUGCUCCGAUUGCACCCCAUCAAACCGCACUGGAUGUUCGCCUUGGACAAUCUCGUGAGAUCCUGCAUUCAGGCCGCCGUGACGGUACUCACGCCCGAGCUGAGCGAAGACAUAGCCAACCACAGCUCGCCGAGCACCAUCAACUCGAGCAAAUCCAGCAAAACCAACGAGGCCUUCGAAGUAAAGGCCGCCAGUUUGCAGCUGAGAAACGAGAACGUCAGGUUGCACCAAGACUUGCUCGAGUGCCAAAGGCAAUACCAAGGAAUAUUGAAACAGCUGAUAGAAACCACUCGCUUGGAACUCGCCUAUCGGCAGUCGUGUUGCUACCGGUGCUCGCAUCUCAACAACAACAAUUCGCAGCACGAUCAUCUCGAAGAAAUCGUCGAAGAAGACCGACGUUUGGCGAAUUGGCUGGAAGGGUUGGGUAUUAACGAGUACGACAAGCGGAUUUUUCUAGCCGAAGGUUACACGCUCGAAGAGGUGCUGUACGACAUCAGGCGGGAGGAUUUGGUGAAUAUCCGACUUAGAGGGGCCAGCGUGUUGAGGAUCUGGAAAGCGAUAGAGCCCCAUCGAAGAGACGAGACCGUUAUCAUCUGUAACGGCGUCACGACGGAUGACAGCGGAACCGUUUGA
Phyllotreta striolata is the source of this 3876-nucleotide messenger RNA. The record is from the annotation of a GenBank genome assembly. NCBI's taxonomy places the organism in Eukaryota, Metazoa, Arthropoda, Insecta, Coleoptera, Chrysomelidae.